This is a messenger RNA of Geodia barretti, 705 nucleotides long. The record is from the annotation of a GenBank genome assembly. NCBI's taxonomy places the organism in Eukaryota, Metazoa, Porifera, Demospongiae, Tetractinellida, Geodiidae.
AUGGUUGAAGAGGCCUUCAAGACGGGGGCCAGGGCUUACGCCUCGUGCUUAUCCGGCACCGCCGGGCCGAUCUUCGACUUGAGAGCAGGGCUGGGGGGCCUGGAAGACGAGGACAUGAUCAGCCCUACUACCGUGUUCCAGGGCAUGACGACUUGGGACCCAGUGAUGGCCCUGCCGGUUACAGAGAGGAUGCAGUCCUUCCGUGACCCCGAGGUUCGCCGGACGCUAAGCAUUGAGGCGGUGGAGACCGAAGGCACCCACUCUUACCAGGCCGCCCGCGGUACCAGGGUGAUGAGCUUCAACCGGCGCUGGGACCUGGUUCAGGUAUACAUGGGGCACUACGAGCGGAACCGGAAGUACAGUGGCAAGAGCGUCGAGCAAAUAGCCCAGGAGCAAGGGAAAGGGGUUAUGGACGCUUUCCUGGACCUGGUUCUGGACGAUGAUCUGCGGACUAGUUUCCAGGUAAUCGACCGGAAUAGCGAUCCUGAAGCCCAGCGUCAGAUACUGGGGUCGCCGUAUACUGUUAUCGGGACCACCGAUGGCGGCGCUCGGCCGGAAAAGGGAGACCGUACCGACUACAGUACCCACUUGCUAAGCUACUGGGUUCGGGAAAAGCAGAUUAUGUCCGUGGAAGACGCCGUCUACCGCUUGACCGGGAAGACCGCCCUGAUGCACGACCUCCACGACCGGGGGUUCCUUGGCUAA